Messenger RNA from Xiphias gladius (swordfish), 4508 nucleotides. It is a transcript of the gene ccdc180, whose product is annotated as coiled-coil domain containing 180. Bases 167 to 4405 code for a protein of 1412 amino acids. Lineage: Eukaryota; Metazoa; Chordata; Actinopteri; Istiophoriformes; Xiphiidae. The transcript is spliced from 37 exons. The record is from RefSeq and is a predicted model, not a curated record.
GCAGGUACCGACGGUUUAACGGAGAGUCUGACGGACUUUACACCGACAGAGAGCCCAGAAGGGUCUGAGGCCGCUCACCGGAGCCCCCCGCCCCAGCGCAGACCGCUGCUCCGGCCCGGGAACUGAACGAUCCGGAUCUGCUAGCAGCCGGCUAACGACCGUUAGCAUGUGUGAGAGCAGAGCGGUACCGAGCGGAAAGGUGUACCGGCAGCUUUUCGACGCUCAGGUUCAGCUGUCCAGGUCUCUGCUGGCUGGACGUAAAGACACGAGGACAGACUGUCUGUCUGCUGAGGACAGCAACACACACUGCAGCACUACCAGCAGGUUGUUGUGUUCGUCCUCCAGCAGGGGGCAGCAGGUGGAUGAUGAUGAUGAUGUUGUUGAUGUCAGCAGACUUCCUGACACUGUGGUGGUCGAUCGUCCGAGCUCUGACAUCAUCGAACGUCUGACGGAGAAAAAACAUAAAAAGCAUAAAGAAGCUCUGAAACAGCUGGAUACUGAACUGACAGAAGUCACUCAGGUGUGUGAGGCUCAGGUGAGGCGUGUCAGUCAGGAGCUGCUGUCCUCUCUGCAGGAGGUGGACCUCAGAUUGGACACACUGAAGGACAGAAUGGAACAGCUGGAACAACUGGAUCAUGUCAGUCUGCAGGAGGUGUGUGAUCUCUGGGAGCAGGUGGAGAAGGAGGUGAAGCUGAAAAAGAUGAGAAUCAUGGAGCUGAACCACAAACUGACCAAAUCUGAGACUCAACGAACUGACAAGAUCAGAGCCGUGCUCAAGAAGCACUGCCACCUGCUGGAGAAGAUCAGCUUCCUGCUUCCACCGGACGUCCACAGACUGAUCCACAAUGAGGCCACGAUGUUGAAUCAGUCUCUGCUGGCGAACCGUCGCAGUGUGGCUCGUCUGCUGCUGCUCCUCCAGGAGGAGAACCUGCAGCAUGAGUCACUCCUCCAUCUGCACUGGGAGGACUGUAUGAGCCGCUGGAGGAGGAGCAGAGUCACCGACAUCAUAUACCACUUCAGGAGUCUCUGCAGCAGUGAUGCGGAUCCGCAGCUGAUGUCAGUUCAGCAGUUGAGACAAACUCAGCAAGAUCUAACAGAACAACGUCGUGACCUCAUCUACAGGAUCAGCUCCCUGGUCCCGCCCACUUGCUCCACUGCUCUGGUCUCUGAUUGGUUCUGCCAGCUGACAGCCGUCAAUCAACAAAUUGACAGUCUUCAUGCCGACUUCCUCCAUCAGCUCCGUUGUUGUUAUGAACAGACGUGGCAGGAUCGACUGGCUGAGGUGGAGCGCUGUACGGGGGCGCUCUCAGCUCUGCAGCUGUCAGAGGAGGAGGUGAACGAUGUUGUCAGUACUCAGCUCCUCACUCUGAUCGGACGAAGCCAGAGUCAGGAUGAAGAGCGAUUGGCUGCAUUAGAUGUGUACUGCGACUCUGUGGCCCAGCAGACUCUCAGUCUCAGCAGGUGCCUGUUUGUUGUGAUGCGAGGAGCAGCGUUGCUAUGGGAGACGCACAGCCGCAGGUUAGAGAAGAGAGAAGAAGAAGUACAGCAUCACCUGGAUGACCUCCGACGUUCACAGCAACGACACAUACAGAGGAAGAAGGUGCAGCUGGACGACCUGUUGGCUGGACUCCGUCAGGAGGGCACUGAGGACGCUCUGGAGACGUCUCUGGAAAAAACUGUCCUCUACCUGCAGGAGGUCAAACACAGUUGCCAACAGUGUGUCUCUGAUCAGUGGGAGGUGUUGGAUCGUCUCCCCUCUCUCUUUCUGGAGGAGCUCCUCUCCUACAGCAGCAGCCUCAGCUCCUUCUACCACCUCAGACACACCUAUACACUGAGUCCAGAAGACCUGCAGAACCUCCACCUGGCAUCUACCAACCCCACCAACCUGGAGACCAGUGUGGAGGGUGAAAUACAGAAACCAGAGAAGAUGACGGAUAAUCAUCCAAUCAGCUGUCAGAAGGAUGUUGACCCUGCCCAGCCCUCUCAGGAUUGGCUGACUGAGGCGGAGUCCUCUCUGCUGGAUCUCUGUGACAUAUGCAACUAUAUCGAGUUUACAUCAUCAAAGGGCGUCACCUACACCGGCCCCGCCUUCAGAUGCCCUGUCCCUGACCUUCCAGACAGAGACGACCUGCAGCAAGAAACACACCUGAGCCUGUUUCCGGUGGAGUUGCUCACACAAACACUGAGCAGGACUCGGACACUGUUUUUGGACCACCUGGAGCAGCGUUUCCAUGACGUCCUCAGCUCUGCCAUUGUCACGGUAACAGACAGGAAGGAGGCGGUGUGUUUGGAGCAGGAGCUCCAACUGCAGCAGCUGAACCCCCAACAAAUCCAGACCCACGUAUACCAAUCCCGCCUGGCUGAGCUGCAGCUCCACCGGCAGCAUGUGGAUGUUCACUGCGGGGAGGUGUUGGACGUGUUGACCUCCUGCAGGACGGAGCUACAGGAGCUGCAGACCACCAUCAGCAGGAAGAACCACGAGUUCACCGUCACAUUGUCCAACAUGGAGGACAACAUCCUGAUGACCGACAGCAGCCGACGUCUGGAGGCUGUGAGCUCCACCCUGCAGGACUGUCUGGAUCAACAUAUCAAACACACUCAGCGCUGUCAGACCACCUUCAGAAAGACACUUCAGAUCAGACUGGAGGAGGUCAGACACAGAACAGCACAACUUCUCAGCUCCUUCAGGUUGUUCAGUGAAGGAGGUGAUUUUGCUCUACAGGAGGUGAAGAUGUUUCAGAGGAGGCUGAAGGAGGAAACCAAACAGAUCAGUGUGACAGAGGAGUCCAUCUACUCUGAGCUGGAGGCGUUUGAGUCCAAGAGUUUACAGCAGGUGAAGGAGGUGUCGGGUCGGUUUGAGGAGAAACUCUCCUCCCUGAGGUCUGAGGUGAAAUUCAUGGAGAAGAUCCAGAAAAUUAUCAGCAGCACACAAGUUCACAUAAAGGCUGAGGCAGCCAGCAGUAACCAGCAGCAGUCAGUGAUCAGCAGCAGGUUGCCUGAUGGAAAACACACAGUGUCUCCAGAUCAGGUUUGUUCUGUCCUGUCAUCAGUCAUUGACGAACUGAAGAAGCGCCGUCAGUACCUGGACUUUGAACUGGACCCCACCUUGCAGGAAAGAAAGCAGGUCCGGUCUCCCCCACCUCCUGGUUUAUUGCAGCCGAGUAGGACAGGUGUUGACCUCCUCGAUGACCCAGUUGUGGGCAUCAUCAAAUCCCUGAACAGGUUCUGUGUGAUCCAGGAGGGUUCAGCAGGAGCAGUGGAGAGAGAGGAGACAGGAGGAACAUCUGUUGGUCAGAGUCCUGUCCAACGUCCUCAGCAGAGAAGUACUGAGUCUGUCAGUGCACUGAGGGGGGGCUGCAGGUCCAUCAGGACUGACAGAAGGUUCCAGAUUUUUGGACCCAAACCAGAAACAGAACAGAGCACACACGCCUUCAGCUCCACAGUGAACGCUGUUCUGUGGAAAGCCAACGAUGUCGCCCUGUGGGUUUCAGAGGACUUUUACCGGAGUGAGCGUCUCGGCAGGUUCCAGCUGGUUCCUGGCACUUUGAACCGAUGGGCUGAGAGCAUGCAGCAAAGGCUGCUGGGAUACCAGGAACAGGCUAGGAGGUUUCUGAGCACGAGCAGAGAAGACUUGGUGAACCAGCUGUCUGUGUUGGAGGACCUGCUGCAUGCGUUACCUUCAGUUUUGAUCAGUAACUAUGAGCAACAGAAGGGGGUGGAGCUUAGAGAGGAGGUGGGCGGAGUCCAAAAGAAGCUGGAGGAGACGCUGGCAGCCAGCGAGCAGGAGAAGACUGUGAAUGUCCGUCAGCUGCGAGCGUCUCUCAGAGAGGACGAGCUGCGGACUCUGAUCAGUAGAGAGGAGCUCAGACAGCAGCAGCUGCACAGCGCCAUCUGCUGCUCACACCUGGAGCUACAGCAGUGUGUGCGAGUCCGGGGGGAGGAGUUUGUGACAUCACUGGCCUCUCUGACAGAGAAGCUGCUCUAUCAGCUGGACGACCUGCUCACACCUGCAGAAACCGAGGCAACGUCCCAUCAGAACUCUGAAGACAGCACCGUUACCAUGGAGACAGGAGCGAAACCAGAACAGAAACCCUGCACAGGAAGCAGGACCUGGUCUGGUAUCUCGUACCUCUCACCGCCCACCAACAGCACUGCUGAUCCGUGGUCCUCUGUUACCAUAGCAACAACAGCAUCCAUUACCACAACCAGGUGCACCCUGGGACAUCUGGCUGUUAUAGAACAGAGAGACACUGCUGUGGAGCGGUUCAAACAGCUGUUCAGGUUGGAGUUGUUGCGUUCAGAAGACGACAAACGAAAACAACUGAGUGAACUACAGAGCUGGAACACACACUGGAGACAACAAAUACACACUCUGAAAAGACACACACCAACACUAACACACUGACGCACACACCGUAACACGUUCACACACGCUGACACAUGACGACUGCAGCUGAUUGGCUGUUUGCUGUGUACACUGUGAUGUCAUCCGCUAUACUGAUGUUUAU